GCUCAUACAUAAUGUCCCCAGUUACAUUUGAAAAAGGUUCUAAUGUUCUAGUUACCGGUGUAACUGGAUUCAUUGCCGCUCACGUUGCAAACCAGUUUUUGAAAGCUGGAUAUAGCGUCACUGGAACCGCUAGAAGCCAAGCCAAAGCUGAUUCCAUCCUAGCAUUGUUUGCGGACUAUGGAAGCGAUAAGUUCAAAGUAGUCAUCACUGGAGACUUAGAAAAAGAAGGAGCUUUUGACGAAGCUGUUAAAGACGUCGACGCCAUUGCCCACGUUGCCUCUCCAACCAGCUUUAAUCCGGAGGACCCAAUCAGAGACGUCAUCAAUCCUGCUGUUAAUGGAACACUCAGCCUCCUACAAUCCGCACACAAAUAUGGCAAGAACGUCAAACAUGUCGUCGUCACGUCAAGCAGUGCAACUCUCCUUGAUCCAUUAAAUGAAUCACCACGUGUCUAUACCGAAGAGAACUGGAAUGACCAAGUGUACGAAACUGUUAGCCAAUGGAAGAAGGGUGAUCCAGUCAACGGCGGUUUCGCCUAUGCAGCAAGCAAAGUCGCAGCAGAGCGCGCCUUGUGGAAAUUCCAGAAGGAAGUGUCUCCAAAGUUCACCAUCAAUACUAUCUUACCUGGUGUCACAUUUGGAGCUGUUAUCCCAACACCCAAGUCAUCUAAUGACAUAACAGGAACACCUGCAAUGAUCACUGUGUAUUAUAGCGGGAAAGCUACUGAUGUUACAACUUCCAGCGUCUUUCUCCAUUAUGUGAAUGUCGAGGACGUUGGUUUAGCACAUGUGCGUGCCAUUGAAAGGGGCUCUGAAACAAAUGGCGAACGAUUCAUCUUGAUCGCUAGAGGCUAUGCUCUUCAAGAGGUUGUUGAUAUCCUGCGCAAGCAUUACCCCGAACGCAAGGACAUUAUCGUCGAAGGUACCCCCGGCCAAUACCCGAAGUUCACUCAAUCGAUUGAUGGCAGCAAAGCUACCCGAAUUCUAGGCAUCGAAUAUAAGAGUUUGGAGACUAGCUUGGUCGAGUUGAUUGACAGUGUCAAACAGCUUUAUUAAAAAUAUAACGCUUUACGACGAUCUAUACCAUAUCAUUUAGUGAGAUAAAGCG
Messenger RNA from Umbelopsis ramanniana AG, 1107 nucleotides. RefSeq lists its product as uncharacterized. The transcript has 2 exons. The coding region runs from base 12 to 1055 and encodes 347 amino acids. Gene Ontology annotation, molecular function: oxidoreductase activity, acting on the CH-OH group of donors, NAD or NADP as acceptor. The record is from RefSeq and is a predicted model, not a curated record. NCBI's taxonomy places the organism in Eukaryota, Fungi, Mucoromycota, Umbelopsidomycetes, Umbelopsidales, Umbelopsidaceae.